Asterias rubens (European starfish) is the source of this 1718-nucleotide messenger RNA. RefSeq lists its product as uncharacterized. The transcript is spliced from 2 exons. Bases 1176 to 1634 code for a protein of 152 amino acids. The record is from RefSeq and is a predicted model, not a curated record. NCBI's taxonomy places the organism in Eukaryota, Metazoa, Echinodermata, Asteroidea, Forcipulatida, Asteriidae.
GUUUAUUUGGCUAGCAAAACCUAGGUUUAUCUAUAAAUAAUUGGCUAGGUCUAGCUACUUCUACAUGUGUACAUGUUCUAAAAGUGAAAUAAAGGCCUCACGUAUUAUUUAGUAAAAAACUAAAAUGUAUAUUACUGUACUAUUUAUAGUGUUAGUAAACAUAUAUUUUUUUAUUUAAAAAAAACCCGUUUUAACCUUAGAUUUUGUGUUGUGUUUGAACUACUUUUCCUUCUGGAUUUUGCAAAGAUACAGUCUAGUGUUCAUUAUAGUGUAAGCUGAGUAAAAAAUAAUUGCUUUCGUCAUGUUCGUAUUCUUUCUCUUUGCAAACAGACUGACAAAUAAAAACAUUACAAGCCAUGAAAAGACUUGAUUGUGCCCUCCCCCGCACUAAAAUUAACCAAAUGAUUUUUCUUGUUUUUACAGUAGGCCUAAAACAAAUUUGCUACAACUACAAGAUGUCUUCUACAAAUACAAGUACAAGCAUAAGGUUUUACCCAGGCCUUGACAUAGCAUUGCUGAAGGAGGUUGCUGCCAUAAAUCCGUAUGGGAAAGAGAAAAAUGCCAAAGAAUGGGACUCAAUUGUAUAUAACGUCAACUCCACUCUUAAAAACGGGAAAACAGUCACACCCAGAGGUUGUAAGGACAGAAUGAAAACCUUACUGAAGGCACACCGAAAAGCAGAAAUGCAGUCCUUAAAAGCGUAAGGAACGUUUUACUUCAACCUUGCAUUAGGGCCUACUUUGAAAUCACAUUGAUGUUUUUGGUUGGAAUUUGUAAACAAAAAUUGUUUACACCAUCUUUUACCCAUCUAUAUGGGUCAAACCAAAAUUAAUAUCCAUCUUUUUCACUAAAAAAGCAUAAUAAAACAUUAACCACACAGCAUAGGAAAGCAGCGAACGUUGCCAGGACUUUUUCGGUGGGGGGAUUGCUUUUUAUGGGAGGGGGCAGUGGAACUGGUUUGUGUGGUGGGGGUCAGGCUUUUAUUUUGGAAGGGGGACUCUACAGCGGGCCCCCAUCCUCUUAUAUUCUUGGCAUUUUGUGGUCGCAUUAGCAAACACAAUCGUUUACUAGAUUAGAUUAUACAAACACCCAUUUUCCUCAUUUUCUCUUUCUAAAAGUUGAUUCAAUAAUAAAUCAAUACAAUAAAAUAAUCACCUGUUUUAACAGUUCUCUAUAUGUUUUUUAGUUCAGGCACAGAGGAAGAGUUCACUGAGCGUGAUGCACUCCUGACAGAAGUAAAUGAAUUGUGCACUGAAGCAGCGAAAGUGAAGGAGGGGAAAAAAGAGGCUCUAGAAGAUGAAAAGAAGAAAGAGGAGCAGGGAAAAGACAUCAGGGAAGCCGCAAUGCAGUCUCUCAAAAGAUCUGGAGAAAACACCGAUGGUGGCGCCUUGAAGCGGUCUAAAAAAUCUGGAGCUCGGGCAAGUCUUUCUGAGUAUUUGGAGGUGCUAAGGGAGAAAAAUGCUAAAGAAGCUGAUUUGAAAUUGGAGCAGUUGCGCUUGGAUCGCGACAGAUUUAAUCUAGAAAGGCAAGAAAGAGAACAACGAAUGGAAAGAGAUGCUGCAACAAUGGAGAUACUAAAAAAUUUAAUUGUGGGCACAAAGAACCAAUCAGCCACAAAAACAUCUAAAAAUUGAACAAUCAUUUAUAGAUUGUUGAUAUUUACAUUUUACAAUCACAAUAUUUUAUGUUAUAUAACACCCAAGCAGAUCCUUGCCAUU